This is a messenger RNA of Heterostelium album PN500, 558 nucleotides long. RefSeq lists its product as uncharacterized. Gene Ontology annotation, cellular component: mitochondrion; ribosome. NCBI's taxonomy places the organism in Eukaryota, Evosea, Eumycetozoa, Acytosteliales, Acytosteliaceae. The coding region runs from base 1 to 558 and encodes 185 amino acids. Gene Ontology annotation, biological process: translation. The record is from RefSeq and is a predicted model, not a curated record. The transcript has 3 exons. Gene Ontology annotation, molecular function: structural constituent of ribosome.
AUGUUAUCACAGAUUUGUUAUAAAACAGGAACAUCAAGAUUGUUCAAUCAAGCUUUAAAUAACAAUGUUGUUGGUCAAAUCAGAAACAUUUCAAAGUCUGUACCAAUCAUUUUAACACAGAAUGUAGAGGGUGUCGGUCAAAUCGGUGAAGAGAUGGCCGUCACCAAAGGUUAUGCUAGAAACUUCUUCUUUAUGAAAGGAUAUGCUGUACCUGCAACUCAUGAAUCAAGAAAGAAAUACGAAGAAUACUCAAGAAAUAUCGAUUAUGGAAGUAGAAGAUCAAAUAAAGAGGAACAAAGUGCAUUGAAAAAAUUGAAAAAGAAUAAUUUGAUUUUGGUUAUGCGUAAACCAAACGCAGAUGGAUCAGCAAAAAUAGAAAUCACUACAGACAAUAUUUCCUAUAGUUUAAAGAGAAGAAAGUCGAUCAACAUUGAACCAAAAGACAUCACACCGGAAGGACCAAUCGAUCAAUUUGGAAAUCACAAUGUCAACCUCUUGAUCGGUGAAACCACAGUACCAAUUAUAGUUAAAUACGAAGCAAUGAUUAAUAAUAAUUAA